Molecule: messenger RNA, 3875 nt
Organism: Labeo rohita (rohu)
Lineage: Eukaryota; Metazoa; Chordata; Actinopteri; Cypriniformes; Cyprinidae
Gene: apba2a
Product: amyloid beta (A4) precursor protein-binding, family A, member 2a
Exons: 12
Coding region: 173-2965 (930 amino acids)
Biological process (GO): chemical synaptic transmission
Cellular component (GO): plasma membrane; cytoplasm; dendritic spine
Molecular function (GO): protein binding; amyloid-beta binding
Source: RefSeq, a predicted model, not a curated record
GCUGAGGGUGUGUGUAUAAGCUACAUCCACGUUCUUCAGCAUCUGUGGUUCAUGAAAGACAUGUCCUAACAUUUGCUCUGUAAAUGAAUGAGCAAUACAACGACAAAUAUAUAUUUGGCUGAGCAACGCCAAACUGGCUCCGGGCUGACAGAAUCCCACUUCUGUGGGGCUGAUGAAGCCAGUCAUGGCUCUCAGGAGAAGACCGGGGACCAGAGCCAUUGUUUCAGAGCUCAACCCGUCUGCCUCUAGCACUGCGGCUGAGGGAAGUGAAAAGCUCUCUGGAGAUGGAGUUGAUCCAAUUCCUGAGGAAAUUGGACAGGAAAAGCUGGACGUCCAACCACCCUCACCUACGACAGAUAGGUUCUGUCUAAGUGAUGAGUCUGGGGACGACUCCAUCCAAGGCGAAAGUCCUCUUCAGCAGGACAGCAUGGAGGAGGACUCACUGUCCGAGUAUGAUAAUGUCGUAUCUGGGGAAGAGGAAGAAGAAGAGGAGCAUGAUUAUGAGGAAGAUGAGGAACUGCAAACUGAAGCGGACAGGAUGACCUACUAUGUCCACUGUUGUCCUGAAGAUGAAAGCUACAUGGAAGGAAUGGACUGCCAUGAAGGUGCGGACGGUGCUGAGUGUCCUGGCACAUCUCGGGACGUCCAGGAUAGCUGUAAACCGAAGGAGGCUUGGGAAAACUCAGAAGGCUUUUACAAGGUUCUGCAACAAGAUGCAACAACGAUGGUCUACAAACGACCAGAGCCUAUCACGGAAACAACCUUCGUACAAGCCCCCAUGGCUGAGGAUGAGGAGGAUGAAGAAGAAACAGAAGAAGAAGCAGAAGAAGAGGACAGCGAAGAAGAAGACAACAUUGGGUUUUUUCACUGCGAAGGGAAAGAAGUGGAGUUGAACAAUAAUGAGAUCCCACUUAAAGCUGCUAACGUCUUUCCCAGAGAUGGCAGAAGUCGUCCUCAAGAGUCCAAUUGUGCUAAAAUGGGACAAGAAAGUGAUGCAGUUAACAGCUAUAGAAGGAAUCAAGACGUCCCCAAAAACUCAAGGGAUGUCCCUCCAGGGUCAAGUUGUCCUCGAAGGGAUCCAACAGAAAGAGUUCAGGAAGAGUGUGCGAGUGACGAUCCAAAAGAUUGUGAUGUCCCAGUGGUCAGAGAAGGUAGAGGAGACCCUAGACAAAGUUUUAGAUAUAAAGGGCAUCAGUCGGAGAGAGUACACAACAGAGACACCGCUUACCAGGAGAGUAGCGGGGUCAGCAAUAAAGCUAAAUUCGCAGAUCCAGAGGACAGCAGCGUUUGGAAAAAAAGACAUUUGCUAAAAUACUCUAGAGAGGACGACAGGGACGGAGAUGGGAAACAUUCACACGAGCAAAGUCUUAGGGAAGGCAAAAACAGAGGACAGGACCGUCCCAUUUGUAGUCACAAACCAAAGGGUGGAAAAGAAAGAAAAAGCGUUGGGGAUGUUGAGGAAGUGCAGAUUGAGAAUGGAGUUAAGACCAAACUCAAAAUUGCUCCAAACAACUCAGGGAGGAACAAAGGUGCACCUGAUCAGAAAAAUAAAGGGAAAGUAGCUCCGGACAAUUCCAGGGCUUCUUCAACAUCAUCAGACAGGAGAAACAGCCAAUCCAGAGCCCACAUUAAUACACCUGCACAGUCCCCAGACAAACGGCUGCAUAAAGACUUGACCAAACCUGUUGAAAAGGAGAAGACAAAGCCUAUUCAGGAAGAGGUUUCUCAGAGUAGUCCAGAGGACAGUAGUAGUACAGAGCCACCAUCUGGACAAAAGCAACCGCAGCCGCAGAGAAAUCCCUCUUUCCCAAGCUUUGUGGAUAUCCCUGGUCCUUGUGAGCCAGAAGAUCUCAUCAAUGGAAUCAUCUUUGCUGCAAACUACCUCGGCUCUACCCAACUUCUCUCUGACAGAAACCCGUCCAAAAGCGUACGCAUGAAGCAAGCGCAGGAAGCUGUGGACUACGUUAGGUCUGCAGAGGGUGAAGCUCAGAGUUUAACAGAGAUUGAUUUGUUCAUCUCAACCAAGGCCAUCAAGGUGCUCAAUGCUGACACACAGGAGACGAUGAUGGACAACGCCCUCCGCACCAUCUCAUACAUCGCCGACAUCGGUAACGUGGUGGUGCUGAUGGCUCGAAGGCGUCUGUCGAACUCCUCCUCGCUCGACUGCACAGAUUCAGGCCUCAGCACAGAAAACCGGAAGCAGUACCGCAUGAUGUGCUACGUCUUUGAGUCAGAGGAUGCUCAGCUCAUCGCACAGUCCAUCGGUCAGGCGUUCAGCAUGGCCUACCAAGAGUUCCUGCGAGCCAAUGGGAUCAAUCCUAAGGACCUCAGCCAGAAAGACUACAGCGAUAUCCUCAACACACAGGAGAUGUACAAUGACGACCUCAUCCAUUUCUCCAACUCUGAAAACUGUAAAGAGCUCCAGCUAGAGAAGCAGAAAGGCGAGAUGCUGGGUGUGGUGAUCGUAGAGUCGGGCUGGGGCUCCAUCCUGCCCACCGUCAUCCUGGCCUGCAUGCUGAACAACGGCCCUGCCGCCCGCUCCGGCAAACUCAACGUGGGCGAUCAGAUCAUGGCCGUCAACGACACCAGUCUGGUGGGCCUGCCGCUCGCCACCUGUCAGGGCAUCAUCAAGGGCCUGAAGAAUCAUGUUCAGGUGAAACUAAGUGUGGUUAGUUGCCCACCAGUUACUACAGUCCUCAUAAAGAGACCCGACCUGCAAUACCAGCUUGGUUUUAGUGUUCAAAACGGCAUAAUCUGUAGUCUGAUGCGUGGAGGUAUUGCAGAGAGGGGCGGUGUGCGAGUCGGCCACAGGAUAAUUGAGAUAAACGGACAGAGCGUAGUCGCUAUGGCGCAUGAGAAAAUCGUUCACGCCCUUUCAGUAUCUGUAGGAGAGAUUAACAUGAAAACUAUGCCUGCCGUCAUGUUCAGGCUGUUAACUGGCCAAGAGACUCCGGUGUACAUAUGAGGAAUCGUAAAACUGAGACUUUUUCCUGAAAAAUAAAAAAAAAAAGUUUACAGCUUCUCCUAAAAAUGCAGAAAAAUAUUGAAGAGCUCUGUCUUGCUGUAGACUGCAUGUAAAGAUCAUUAGAAAGAGUGAAAACAUACUGUACACACAAAGAAAACCUAGUCAUGUAAUUACCUGAUCAAAGCAGUGCUGUUGCUUAUUAAUGCGAUUAUACAGAUAGUCUUCGAUGCCAUACUUAUUCAUUUGUAUAUAUGUUAAAUGCCUUUGGUUCAAGCCUUUUUGAGUUUCUAAACUAACAACGUACUCUUAAAUUAAAAAAAAUACCAAGUGACUGCACUAAAGUUCACUUAAUCGGUAAAGUAGGGCAUUGUUAAUAGAUUUAAUUUUUAGCAAUACUCAUUUCACAAUUAACAAAUGGACUAAAGCAUGCUAAAAUCCAAAGAUUACUGUUACAUUUGUCAAACAGGCUGCAUUUUUGUUUUUCUGGCUGUCUUCAGUGUCUCUGUGGUAAAUGGGUACUGUACACUGUGAAUGAACCAUUUCUGUAGAUUAAUAGUUCAGCAUGUCAGAUUUGAAAACUCAAAAUAUACUAAUCAGAAAACCCUGCAUUUAUGUUUAUGCAUGAUGUUAUAAAUAAUGAAUGGAUAUUAUCUCAUGAAUGAACCCCUGUCUGCAUUUCAGGCAUUGCUGAUAAAUAUCAGUGUUAUUUUAGUAUCAAUAGAUAGUAUUAUUAUUUUUAAAUGAGGUUUAUUUUCUUUUUUUAAUAUCUCUGUAUAGUUUACAGGUUGUUGAUACAGUUAUAGAUAUUUUAGAACUUCAAGAUUUUUUUCAUACACAACACCAGUUAAAAGUUUUUGAACAGUGAGAUUUUGAAUGUUUUUUUUAAAGAAGUCUCUUCUGCUCACCAAUC